AUGCUGCCCUCAGCGCAAGAAGUCGUGGAAGUGCGCUCUCCGGAGACCGUUAAGCUGGACUUGGUUCCCGAUGAUGCCACGGCGGGGCCCGAAAUUGCGGGUGCCGAACAUCAUCAUUCAGAGGAUUCGGGAGCUGCGAUGUCGCACUCCGAGGGAGACCACCGCGAGGAUACGAAUGGUGCGAUGGUGUCUGAUACUAAAAGUUCCGCACUCGACUUGAUGGAGAAGCCCGAGGGUGACGGUAGUGAAGAAUACCGUAAGCCCCCUGCUGGGACCGAUAGUGAUACGUGUGAUGCGGCGGCAGAACAUCUGUUCAGCGAGGAGGAUGGGGAGGAGGAGGGGAGCCAACAAGAGGAAAGAGAUGAAGGGAGUUAUGAGGACCGUUCCGAAGACGAAGAGGAAGUUGAAGGAGAGCCGGACGGGGAAGGAUCUGACGAAGAGCAAUAUGUGAUGGAGCAGGAAGAGGAUUAUGGAUUUGUGUUGCCUCCGGAGACUAGUAAGGAUGCCGUGGCGAAAGUCGAAUCGUUCGUGAUUAAUGGAAAGAAGUAUACCGCAUCUUCUUUUGUACAUAAUGCUGGCUUUCGAGUGCUUCGAGAGUUGAAGGGGAAGAAGGCAAGGGAUUUGGUAAUAUGCGCGUCGCGCAAACCACAUAACAUCCUGAGCUGCAAAAAUUUGCACCUAACUAAUCGUGCAGUGUGUGUAAAGGAUUGCUAUCUGAGGCUCAACACGUUGGUAAACAACCCCGGCAAAGAAGCUUUGCUUGUCGACCCUACGUCUGCGGCAACGGCGCUGUUUUGUGAAAGGACUGAUGCCGAUCACGAUCAGAGUGCCUGUACCGCGUUGCACCUCAUGCCAGGAAUUGUCUACGUAGGUUUCCCCCCUCUUCGUGUCGGAUACUUCGAGGGAGAGCUCCAUAAAAAUAUCGCCCUGACGAGACUUCAGGAAGGUAGUGACACCUGUGGAACAUGGUGUGCCGGCCGUCGCUCACAUAUCGUUGUUACGUGUAGCUUCGUUCAUUACAAUAGAGGGACGGUAUACAAGGAGGCACCAUCUCCUCCCGCUCUGCCCACUGCCCUCUUCCCAGGUAUGCAACCUCGUGAGCACGUGGGGAGGGGGCGCGGGAGGAAUCCACUCGGUCGAGGUCGAGGGGCGCGUGGACGGGGCGGAUUGGGUCGUGGGCGCGGGUGCGGGGCUGCCACUGAGGGACACGAUAGAUCGAACAAUGCCAGAGGUAGGGGCCGGGGCGCAAGUAAGGAAUUGAGCGCUGGUAGAGGACGCGUGCGGCCAGUGAAUGUUGUGGCCGCACAGCCCCCACUAAGCAGCGCGGUCGUGUGCGAGGAAGUGGGUGGUGUUGCGCCGCCACCCGAGGUUGCCAUCACUGAGGGGGGUAUGCGGGCACACGGGGUCCAGUUCCUGAAUUUCGUCCUCGUGCUGCUGAGUGUCAUCAUUGCAGUUCUUGUUUACAUGCUGAUGUGA
Molecule: messenger RNA, 1476 nt
Organism: Trypanosoma brucei brucei TREU927
Lineage: Eukaryota; Euglenozoa; Kinetoplastea; Trypanosomatida; Trypanosomatidae
Exons: 1
Coding region: 1-1476 (491 amino acids)
Source: RefSeq, a predicted model, not a curated record